AAACGUUAACAUAUGCGGUCGUCAUGACUCUGUGCGUUGUAAUCUUUUUGUGGCAAAAUUUACGUCGCGGGUGAAUUUCUACCGGCAUAAAUACUUGUAAACAACAUACAAUAUUAAGAAAAUCCCCGCAAAAGUAAAAUUGCAGGCGCACAAAUAACGCAGCAUAUCAAUUAGUCUAAUUAAAAGCUCCCUAACAUAUCGAAUUAUGGAGCUGUUACAAUUAAUCUGCUACACUUUUAUUUUUCUGCUUUCAAGGAUGCUAGUUCUGCAUGCAGUGAGCUGGGAAGAGUGGUGGACCUAUGAUGGCAUAUCAGGUCCAGCAUUUUGGGGCCUCAUUAAUCCAGAGUGGUCGCUCUGCAACAAAGGACGUCGCCAGUCACCGGUGAAUCUGGAGCCGCAACGGUUGCUCUUCGAUCCGAACCUGCGUCCCAUGCACAUUGACAAACACAGGAUAAGCGGCAUCAUCAGCAAUACGGGGCACAGUGUUAUCUUCACGGCUGGCAAUGAUACGGUGGCCAAUUACGAUGGCAUGCAGACACCUGUGAAUAUAUCGGGUGGCCCUUUGUCGUACCGUUAUCGAUUCCGUGAGAUACACAUCCACUAUGGACUCAAUGAUCAAUUUGGCUCAGAGCACAGCGUCGAGGGCUACACAUUCCCAGCUGAGAUACAAAUAUUCGGAUAUAAUUCACAGUUAUAUGCAAACUUCUCCGAUGCCUUGAAUCGUGCCCAGGGCAUCGUUGGCAUCUCCAUAUUGUUGCAGUUGGGCGAUCUAUCCAAUCCGGAGCUGCGUAUGCUUACCGAUCAAUUGGAUCGCAUUCGUUAUGGCGGCGAUGAGGCAUUCGUCAAACGUCUCUCGAUUCGCGGACUUCUCCCCGAUACGGACCACUACAUGACCUACGAUGGCUCAACAACGGCGCCGGCUUGCCACGAAACUGUCACCUGGGUGGUCCUCAACAAACCAAUCUACAUAACAAAGCAACAGUUGCAUGCUCUGCGUCGCUUAAUGCAGGGAAGUCCCGACCAUCCAAAAGCACCAUUAGGGAACAACUAUCGACCACCACAGCCGCUUCUGCAUCGACCGAUUCGAACAAACAUUGACUUCAAAGCGACGAAAACAAAUGGCAAAACUGCCUGUCCCACCAUGUACCGUGAGGUCUAUUAUAAAGCGACCAGUUGGAAACAAAACUAGAGAUCAAUGACAAACCGUGCAAUAAAUAAUACGAGACGUGAGUAGAGCGUGUGGCGUGCAACAGGAGCUUCCACUAACCUUAUAUACAGUUAUAUUGACAAUGAUCGAAAUUGUUGCAGAAAUAGCAAAACGAAAAAAGACCCAGAAAUGGCGAAAAGUGGCGCAGCAUAGCAAAAAUGGAAAAUGAAAUAAGAAAAUAUAGCUAUACCCAGGCAUAUGGAAAACAAAUACUCUACUAAUAAACUAGCAUUAAAUGUGAAUAAUUUUUUUUGUCAAUCAAGUCUAUGUGGCUUGUGGAAGUGUUGUUAUUAUUACCAAUUUUUUUUUGUUUUUGUUUAAUUUUUUUACUUAUAAUUCGAUACAAUUAUAUGGAAUUUGCAUAUUGUAAAUGGAAGGUACUGUAUAAAAACAAAAAAUGAAAAAAGGAAAAACAAAACACAGAUCAUACGUUGCCGAGUUUUUUUUUCGUUUUUUGUGUGUAGUCAUAACAAUAAAUUUGGCGUUAAUCUAAUGAAAGUCACAAUUUUGAACCCCUUUCCCACCACCAAUCCAGGGGCGGAUUAGGAGAUAUCGAUAAAGGAUACAUUUAACAAUCACUUUCAGGAGUUGUCAAAAUUAGUGUGUGAUCAAGCGAAUAGACUCAAAGUUCUUGUUUAGAAUAAUGAGGUUUGAAAUCAAAAUAUAUUGAAAUAUGUAAUAAAUAACAAAAUCUCCCAAAAACAAAAACACCUAGUCUUAAUAUAUUCUAUUGCUUUCUGUUCUUACAUAUAGCUCGGCAAGUUUGUAGCAUUCUUAAUUUUCGAUGAUCAUAGCCAUAAUAUAUACAUAUAUAUAUAUAUAUUAUACAUAGAAGCAAUGGAAUUAAACUUUCCAGAAAACAAAAAUUACAAAAGAUGGUGAAUUAAUAAUUA
Messenger RNA from Drosophila sulfurigaster albostrigata, 2100 nucleotides. It is a transcript of the gene CARPB, whose product is annotated as carbonic anhydrase-related protein 10. The transcript has 10 exons. The record is from RefSeq and is a predicted model, not a curated record. The coding region runs from base 206 to 1189 and encodes 327 amino acids. Lineage: Eukaryota; Metazoa; Arthropoda; Insecta; Diptera; Drosophilidae. Gene Ontology annotation, molecular function: carbonate dehydratase activity; zinc ion binding.